Molecule: messenger RNA, 1073 nt
Organism: Aspergillus versicolor CBS 583.65
Lineage: Eukaryota; Fungi; Ascomycota; Eurotiomycetes; Eurotiales; Aspergillaceae
Exons: 2
Coding region: 81-941 (286 amino acids)
Biological process (GO): mitotic sister chromatid segregation
Cellular component (GO): MIS12/MIND type complex; kinetochore
Source: RefSeq, a predicted model, not a curated record
AUCCAAAGCAGCCUAUCAAUCCCGCCAAAUUACACCCUGCCUCCCAUCUUCAUCCAGUCCAUAGCAACAAUUGGAAGACGAUGGACUCCUCACACUACCGCAAAAUCGAGCUCCAAUCCGCUGCAGACUUCACCUACCUCCACGGCAACACCGUCGCCCUCUCCCGCCAAAAACUCGACCUGCAUCUUCCCCCCUCCGCGGCCCCAAACAAUGGGCCGGAUCCUAUGCGCGAGCGCGUGCGCGAGCUUGUUGAUGAUUUCAUAAACCGCACGUAUGCAAGCGCCUCCUCCAGUGUAUCAAUCAACGGGCUUGACUCGUCGUCGCCUGAGUUCCCCUUCCCGGCUGCAUUUACGGCGCCUGCGGAGACCGUCGAGUAUGAGCCGUUUGACGGGAAGCUAGCGGCGCGGGUGUCGUCGCUGUAUGCCCAGUUGGAAUCGUUGACGACAACGGUGGCGCAGUUGAGAAGGGAUGCGCCGGGGAAGGCGGCGAGGGAGUAUGUUGAGGAGCUUGGGAGGGUGAUUGAGGAGGAGGAUAGGGAGGUAGACGACGACGGGGAGGAAGAGGAGGGCGGAAGUCAGGAUGUUGAGAUGGGUGAUGCCGAUGCCGACGCGAAUGCGAACCAAACAGAACCACAGUCCGAAGAAGCAACAGCAAAGACAAAGGAGAAGAGAUCACGGCGGAAGCAGGCGGAGAAAGAAUCAGAGCAGUGGGAUUUGAAUAUUCCUCUCGGAACAGACAAGGAGGCAGAGCGGUGGCGGAAUGGGGAGAUUGCAGAGGUCUACGAGGAUGCAUUGCGGACACUGCUCCGGCUUCAGGGUGAAGCUGUACCCGGCGAUGAUGAGAGAUCCGACUCUGAUGGGAUGGACAGCAGUGCGUUGGCGUCUACAGUUGGUAAAGCCGAGCGAGCUGGUCGGGCGGUUGAUUUUGUAGAGAAGAUCUGAUUUCGAGCGCUCUUCGCAUAUCCUGUCUUCUCCUUUUUUUCGUCUUUGGUCAGAUAUUCUCACGUUUGGGUUACGGAGUGGCGUUUUAUUCUAGGGAGAUACCACUUUAUGAUGAACAGUUUCCUGUCUGCG